Molecule: messenger RNA, 600 nt
Organism: Spinacia oleracea (spinach)
Lineage: Eukaryota; Viridiplantae; Streptophyta; Magnoliopsida; Caryophyllales; Amaranthaceae
Exons: 2
Coding region: 1-600 (199 amino acids)
Source: RefSeq, a predicted model, not a curated record
AUGGAAUAUCUGUCUCAUUGCUUAGAAGUUGUUUCUAGUUCUACUGCUUUCAAACUCCAUCCAAGAUGCCAGAAGUUAGGAGUCACUCAUUUGAUGUUCGCAGCCGAUCUGCUGAUGUUCUGUAAAGCUGAUUCAGUUAAAGUGAUGUUUGAUGCGUUUAAUAAGUUCUCUGAAGCAUCAGGUUUGGUUGCCAAUCUUCAUAAAAGUGAAGUCUAUGUGGCUGGGAUUUCAGAUACAGAGGGAAAUCAUAUUGUUGAGACUUUGGGAAUUCCCAAAGGGUUCGUAAUGCCUAAGAAGGUGAUGAAAGAAAUUCAGAGGAACAGGGUGUUCCACUGGACAGGUGGUGAUUCAAAUUCAAGAAGGGCCCCUGUAGCUUGGGACCAGAUGUGCUUGCCUAAGGUAUGUGGUGGGUGGAACCUGAAAGACCUUACUAUUUGGAAUAAGGCAGCAGUGAUCAAGCAUUGUUGGGCUUUAUCUUUGAAACAAGAUCGGCUAUGGAUUAAAUGGGUGCACAUAUACUACAUCAAGCAGAAGGAUUUUUGGUCCAUGUCUAUUCCUAGUGGACUCACUUGGACUUUUAAGGAAGAUAUGGCAAAGUAG